This is a messenger RNA of Brassica rapa (field mustard), 1621 nucleotides long. RefSeq names its product phytochrome A-associated F-box protein. The record is from RefSeq and is a predicted model, not a curated record. Gene Ontology annotation, molecular function: protein binding. NCBI's taxonomy places the organism in Eukaryota, Viridiplantae, Streptophyta, Magnoliopsida, Brassicales, Brassicaceae.
UGUGAUCCACAUAAAACGUACUGUAUUAAAUAAUUCCGGUUUAAUCGAACCGGAUAAAAUACACAUUUACAACUUUAUAGAAAUUAAAAAGUAAGCGAAAGUGAAGAGAAGAGUGGAUAAGACAACAUUAAAUUUCAAGAGGCUGAGAGAGAAAGGAACCAUGGCCGAAGCUGGUUGCUUCUCCUUCAUACCAGAAGACGUUGUCUUCAACAUCUUCUUCAAGCUCCAAGACGAUCCUCGAAACUGGGCUCGCCUCGCAUGCGUCUGCACCAAAUUCUCCUCGAUCGUUCGGAACGUCUGCUGUAAAAAACUGUGCUACUCUUCAAUCCCCACCGUCGUCUCCGAACUCCUCCCUUCUCCCUCCGCCGCUUCCGCUUCUUCGUCUCUUCCUCCUCCCGGCGGCUGGGCUUCUCUCUACAAACUCGCCGUCUGUUGUCCCGGUCUCCACCACGCCGGAAUCCUCCUCGAAAACUCCGAUUUCGGUUUGGAACGCGAGCUCGGUCCCGAUCAAAGCCUAGAUCCGAAACCUAAACCGGCGGGUCCGGGUCUAGUUUCGAAACAAAUCGGAUCCGGUUUAGAAACGCCGUCGUUUCACUCUGCUUCGAAACAAAUCGAAUCUGGUUUAGAAACGCCGUCGUUUCAGCCUGCUUCGAAACCACACGGACCUGGUUUAGUAGAAACGCCGUCGUUUCAGCCUGAUUCAAAACCAGUCGGAUCUGGUUCAGAAACGCCGUCGUUUCAGUCUGUCUCGAAACAAAUCGGAUCUGGUUUAGAGCCAACGACGCCGUUUAAGUCUGUUUCGAAACAAGUCGGAUCUAGUACAGAAACGCAGUCGUUUUGGUCACUCUACGACGAUCUCUACACAGACACACUCUCAGCUCCUCCAGAAGCUUCCGUCACCGAGCCACAAGAACCAACCGAACCCUCCGAGAUCCGACCCGGCCGGGGCGACCUCCCGGCCAAGAAACGCCGCAAGAUCUCCCGGUCACUCGGAUCCCACCUCGCUCACGGAGGAUGGAGCCUCAGCCGCGAGCAAGGCACCAAGCUCCUGGCGAGCAGGUUCCGCGGGGACUGUCUGUACAUAUGCAACUGGCCAGGGUGCAUCCACGUGGAGGAGAAGCGUAACUACAUGCUCUUCAGAGGCGUGUUCAAGGACUUCAAGAGGUCACGAGUGUGGAGGACGAUCAACGAAGACGGUGGCGGGAGGAGCAAGGUGACGGGGUUGAAGUGCGCGUUUUGUGCGUGUGAUGACACGUGGGAUAUGCACUCCUCGUUUUGUUUGAGGAGAGUGUUUGGGUUUCAUGAUGAUGGUGAGCCUGUUGUGAGGGCUUAUGUUUGUGAGAAUGGGCAUGUCUCUGGUGCUUGGACGGCUUUGCCUCUAUACACUUGAAAAAGCUAAAUGGUCGUGUCUGAAUGUCUUUUAUUUUUUUGAUGCUUUGUAGGAAACUGUGAUCCUAAUGUAUGUGUAAGAGACGAGAUUCAGUUUCAUCUUUGUUUUAUUAUCCGUUUGCUUUGGAUUGUUUGAUGUUUUGUAGGAACUGUUAGCGCUUGUGUUGUUGCAUUCUGAUUCAUGUAUAAGCUAUUACGUUGAUAAAAUUAAUGUGGUGGUUUUUAUAUGAAA